GCAGAAUGCCAUGCAGCAGCAGCAGCAGAAUGUCAUGCAGCAGCAGCAGAAUGUCAUGCAGCAGCAGCAGAAUGCCUUGCAGCAGCAACAGUUUCAGCAGCAGCAGCUGAAAAUACUGCAACAGCAGCACCACCAGAAUCAGCAGCUCCAACAGCAGCACCAGAAUCAACAGCCACAGCAGGCCCAGAACCAGCAGCAGCAGAACCAAAUGCACCAGUCGAGGAUCCAGCAGCAGCAGCAGAUGCUGCAGCUGCAACAGCAGCAUGCCCAGGCCCAGUCCAUCCAGCACAUGGUUCAGCAGCAGCAGGCUCAGGCCCAACCGGGCCAGCUGCCUCCACAUUCUCAGCAACAGCAGCAGCCAGGCAUGGUUCCUCAAGUUCUGGCUGGACAGAUGUCAUCGGCUCAACACGUGUCCAUCAGUGCACUCAAUCAGCAACAGCAGCUCAAGAUUCAAGCUUUCCAGGCCCGGGCAGCUUUGCAGCAACAGCAGGCAGCGCAGCAGGCAGCAGCACAGGCUCAGCUAGCAGCUGCUGGUGGCGUACCUGGACAGAUGAUGGCUCGCCCUGGGAUGCAGAUUCCACCACGGAUGCCUCGUGCUGCCCAGAACCCGAGCAUAGCACCUCCAAACUCUGCUGCACUAACUGCCCCACAGGUACAGCAGCAUCAGAUGAUGUCAUCACCAUCACCGGUGCAGGUCCAGACACCACAGUCGAUGCCUCCCCCUCCUCAGCCGUCACCUCAGCCUCCCUCCUCACAGCCCAACUCAGCGAGCUCAGGCCCGACUCCAUCUCCAGGUGGGUUCCAGCCCAGUCCAUCCCCUCAGCCCUCCCAGAGUCCAGCUAAUGCUCGAACGCCACAGAAUUAUGGUGUCCCUUCCCCUGGACCGCUCAACACUCCCGGUAACCCCAGCUCUGUGAUGAGUCCGGCUGGCGCCGUGUCUUUGGAGGACCAGCAGUACAUGGAGAAGCUCAAACAGCUGUCCAAAUACAUCGAACCGCUACGCAGGAUGAUCAACAAGAUUGACAAAAAUGAAGCAGAUAGAAAGAAGGACCUAAGCAAGAUGAAGAGUCUGCUGAACAUUUUGACUGAUCCCAGUACCAGGUGUCCUCUGAAGACGCUGCAGAAGUGUGAAAUCGCUUUGGAGAAGCUGAAGAAUGACAUGGCCGUGCCAACUCCGCCUCCUCCACCAGUCGCCACCAAACAGCAGUAUUUGUGCCAGCCACUGCUCGAUGCUGUCAUGGCCAACAUCCGCUCUCCAGUCUUCAACCACUCCCUCCACCGCACGUUUGCCCCUGCUAUGACUGCCAUCCAUGGAGCACCCCUUGUGACCACCAGCAGCUCCUCUCGGAAGAGGAAGAACGAGGAUGAUGAGCGACAGACCAUCCCUAACAUCCUGCAGGGUGAGGUGGCACGCCUCGACGUCAAGUUCCUGGUCAACCUGGAUCCUUCCUACUGCAGCAACAACGGCACCGUGCACCUCGUCUGCAAACUGGAUGAUAAAAACCUUCCCAGCGUUCCUCCCCUGCAGCUCAGCGUUCCAGCAGAUUAUCCAGAACAAAGUCCUUACUGGGCCGAUGACGGCACGCAGUACGACGCCAACGGCUUCCUGCAGACGGUCCACAGGAACAUGACAUCCAAGCUGCUGCAGCUUCCUGACAAACACUCUGUGACUGAACUGCUCAACACUUGGGCUCAGAGCGUCCAGCAGGCCUGUCUGUCAGCCACUUGAAGCCACGCCACCGGCCUUCAGUCUGGAAGCUCCGCCCCCACAUUUCAGUUUGAUAAGAAUGAAACCAUUGCGAUAGCUUACAUUUCGAUAUUGCUGUUCUUUCUGUGACAUAAACAUUGCUUUUUUUUUUGUUUUUGUUUUUUAUAAUGUUCGAGUUUGUGACAUGAAGCUUCCCAAUGAAGCGGUUAAGUCAAAUUUAACAAAUGGAACCCUCCACUGUAAAUACACCCUGCGGGACGCCACCUGUAGGUUUUCUGUAGAAACACGGAGCACUCUAUAUGAAACCCAUAUGUGGGCAUCACCACGUUGGCACUGCUGACUUUGGCUCCGUCAUGAUGAACCCAUAGUGGAUAAAGGGGAGGAGUGUGGCGACUCAGUGUGUGACAAAAGAAGCCUAAACACGCACUUAUCUUAGGGUCUGAACCAGAUAACAGGCUAACCUCUGUUCUCGAGUGUUUAUGAAAUCAUUUUGUGGACUGCACGGUGGCUCUCAUAACAGUCAGCUUUGGUGUGGACGUUAAACGUUAUGAGCUGCUUAUUUUCGCAGUCAUCAUGCGCGAAAGGACCUAACAGAUGAUAGCUGCUAAAAGUGCCGAAGAGAACUUCAGUCUCCAAAUACUGCAACAGAUACAUCUUAGAUGAGCCACAUUAUUCCAGGGGUUUGUGACAAAAUGCUCAAAACGACAGACGCAGCUCUCCACAAGAGCUAGCAGCCGCAUCAAGCGGCCUCUGGGCUACGAAUGCCGCGAGAGGUGGCUGUGUUUAGCCCAGCAGUGGUUGCUCAAAGUGACCACGCCCCUAAUUAUGCAUAACUUUAUAAUAUUUUUUUGUACCAGGUAGUAAACAUGUUUGUUUCUGUUCUGAAGUUGGACAUUUUUAUAUGGACUUUAAUGGGAAAACAAAGUUAUGCAUAUUUAGGGGCGUGGUCGCUCAGAGUGACCACACACUUAAUUAUGCAUAACUUUAUAAAAAAAUUGUACCAGGUUGUAAACAUGUUUCUGUUCUGAAAUUGUACAGGACUGGACUUUAAUGGGAGCCUGCUCGCUUUUGGAUCCACUCUCAAGUGGCCAGUCAAGGAACUGCUACUUUUUCUUGUGGGCGGGCCUCAUCGGAGCCUAUCAAAACUCUGCUUGGAUGAAACUCAUUUGCAUCUUUGUGUAAAACACCAUGGGGUUGUUUCUGGGUCUGUGGUUUUUAUUCAGACAGCUCAUUGUGUUAUUGGAACAGGCAUUUCUGUAGUUCGUUGCUGCAGUUCUUCCUAACUGCUGACCUUUGACCACUUGCGGAUGCGCCAGUGACGUUGGACUCGCCCCCAGUCUGUUAUCCUUGCUCAGCCUGUAUCAUUUGCCCCUCAUCUUAAGACUGCUCCUGUGUGAGACUUUGUCCACCACGGGACUUGGACACAACACAGCAGAGACAAAGACACCUUUCAGAUUGUGACCACCAGAGUGCUCUGUAGUCUGAGGAACCCAUCAGCCAGCUAUGACUCUUAAACAAAUUCCAGCAAAUGUUCAGUUGUUAAAGUUUUACAGUAUUUGAUAAUGAAUUGAGCUGCAAUAAUUGAAUAUUAAAUUAAUUACAAACUUUUAAUUCUUUUUUAAUAUGAUUUUUCUGAUUUCAGCCCCUUGAAUGUUAAUCAGAGUAAAAUUAUUUUCAGAAAGUCAACUUGGGGUUUGAGAUAAAAGCUGGCAUUUUU
This is a messenger RNA of Thalassophryne amazonica, 3425 nucleotides long. RefSeq names its product mediator of RNA polymerase II transcription subunit 15-like. The record is from RefSeq and is a predicted model, not a curated record. NCBI's taxonomy places the organism in Eukaryota, Metazoa, Chordata, Actinopteri, Batrachoidiformes, Batrachoididae. The transcript has 13 exons. Bases 11 to 1729 code for a protein of 572 amino acids.